Messenger RNA from Rubroshorea leprosula, 2009 nucleotides. Lineage: Eukaryota; Viridiplantae; Streptophyta; Magnoliopsida; Malvales; Dipterocarpaceae. The record is from the annotation of a GenBank genome assembly.
CACCCUCCCAAUCCCUCUUCUUCCCCUUCUUUUUUUUCUCUUUCUUUCUUUCGGGUUCGGUGGAAACCCAGCCUUGCUGGGUUCGUCGACCAGCCAAGGCUGGGUUCAUCGGAACCCAGUAGAUUUGGGUUUUGACAAACCCAGCUUUGUUGGGUUCAGUUGAAACCCAGCAAGGCUAGGUUCGCGACCAGCCAAGGCUGGGUUCGCCGGAACCCAGCAGAUCUGGGUUUCGACGAACCCAGCUUUGCUGGGUUCGGUUGAAACCCAGCAAGGCUAGAGGAUAGAGAUGAGGAAGAGGAAGAGGAAGAGGAAGAUGGAGGGAGCAUUGUGGUUGCUGGUUGUUGUAGUGUUAGCGGUUGUGUUGGCGCCGGCGGAGAGUGCCGGUGACGUGAAGAUAUGGCCAAUGCCGGCGUCGGUGAGCUCCGGUAACAAGAGGCUUCACUUGAGUAAGGACUUUGAGCUGUUGACUCAGGGGACUGGCUACAAUGAUGCUUCGGGGAUAUUGAAGGAUGGUUUCAACAGGAUGCUUGCUGUGGUCAAUAAUGGCCAUGUCGUCGACGGUAAUUUCUCCGAUAAGUCAUCUCUGCUCAGUGGAUUGCACGCUUUACAAUAUGGCAUUGAUGAGUCUUACAAAUUAAUGGUCCCUUCGCCGGAAAAUCAAGCUUAUGCCCACCUUGAGGCAAACACAGUUUUUGGAGCUUUACAUGGGCUUCAGACAUUCAGCCAGUUAUGCCAUUUUAACUAUAAAAGUAGAGUGAUUGAAGUUCAUAUGUCACCUUGGACUAUUACUGAUCAGCCAAGAUUCUCUUAUCGAGGCCUCUUAAUUGAUACAUCCCGUCACUAUCUUCCUUUGCCCGUCAUUAAGAAUGUUAUUGAUUCCAUGACCUAUGCAAAGCUGAAUACUUCUUUUGUUCCUGAUAUGGUGGUUAUCAACUGUUGCAGUUAUGCCCAAAAACGAGGGAUUAAUGUAAUGGCUGAAUUGGAUGUCCCUGGGCAUGCACUCUCCUGGAGGGUCGGCUAUCCUGCUUUAUGGCCAUCAAAUUACUGUCAGCAGCCACUUGAUGUCAGUAAUGAAUUCACUUUUCAAGUGAUAGAUGGAAUUCUUUCAGAUUUCAGUAAGAUCUUUAAAUUUAAGUUCGUUCAUUUGGGAGGUGACAAAGUUAAUACAAGUUGCUGGACUGAUACUCCAUGCAUAAGCAAAUGGUUAAAGAAGCAUCACAUGAAUGAAUCCCAAGCUUAUCAGUACUUUGUCUUGAGAGCUCAGAAUAUAGCUCUGUCCCAUGGAUAUGAAAUUGUUAACUGGGAGGAGACAUUUAACAACUUUGGCAAUAAAUUAGGCCGGAAGACUGUGGUGCACAACUGGCUCCGUGGUGGAGUUGCUCAGCAAGUGGUGGCAUCUGGAUUAAGGUGCAUUGUGAGCAACCAGGAUAAGUGGUACUUGGACCACUUGGACACUGCCUGGCAGGAAUUCUAUAUGAAUGAACCAUUCGCAAAUAUUACAAACUCCAAGCAACAGAAGUUAGUUAUUGGUGGUGAGGUAUGCAUGUGGGAUGAACACAUUGAUGGGUCAGAUAUAGAACAAACCAUAUGGCCACGUGCUGCAGCAGCUGCAGAGCGGCUAUGGACACCAUAUGACAAGCUUGCCAAUGAUGCAAGUGAAGUUACUGGAAGGUUGGCUUAUUUCAGAUGUUUACUGAAUCAAAGGGGAGUUGCUGCUGCUCCAUUAUCUGGACCAGGCCGAGUUGCCCCUUUUUGAACCAGGUUCCUGCCACAUGCAAUAAGAAGCAGAAGCACUGGAACAACUCCUAGUUGUAAAAAACCAAUUUGGCUGUAAAUUGAAAAAAUGCCCCAUUUUAAUGUACCUCAUACUGGUGGAUGCAUCUCACCUGUUAAAGAUCAGGUAGUUUCCACCAGCUGCUUUCUUCAAUUUCUUCAGCAAAAAGUUAUCAUGUCUUUCUACAAUUGAAGCACAGCUUGAAAAUUCAACUCAAUGAAUGGAUCUUUUCAUC